AUGGAGAUUCCAGUGAUCAGCACACGUCAACUCAUCAAAGAAAUAAGACAUGAUUUACGAUGUAUUUUAUCAGAUUAUAAGAAGAUCAGAAGUGAUCAACAAAGUAAAAAGUUACAAAGUGAUUCGGAAUCAAGUCAAGAAGCAAUUCAAAAAAGGAAAGAUCUUUUACAUCAAUUAAGAAAGGAUUCAGACUGCAUGGAUCAAAAUUUGAAGUUCAUUGAAAAGGAAAAUCAAAAGAGAAGAAAAGAUCUAAUUCGUAAUGCUGGAGAUCAAAAUGCAAAAUUAAUUCCAGAUGAGAAUUUAAUGAAAAGAGAAUAUGUACGAUAUACUUUUGGAUAUGGUUUCGCCAUUCCUAGAGCAGAAUAUUUACAAACUGAAACUGAAGGAAAACAUUUAAAAACUACUGAUGCAGAAAUUGAUGUCAAUAUGAAACAUUUACAAAAGUUGGAGAUUAUUGAAGCAAAAACGGAUGAUUCACAAGAAGAAACUGAAAAUUCAGAAAUCACUGAAACAAAAACUGAGACUGAAGAAGAAGAUUCACAAGAAGACACUGAAGAAAAAGAUUCAGGAAUUACUGGAACAGUAAGUGAAAUUGAAUCAGAAGAUUCACAAGAUGAUACUGAAGAAAAAGAUUCAGGAAUUACUGAAACAAAAACUAAGACUGAAGGAGAAGAUUCACAAGAAAACACUGAAGGAGAAGAUUCACAAGAAAACACUGAAGAAAAAGAUUCAGGAGCCACUGGAACAGUAAGUGAAAUUGAAUCAGAUGAUUCAGAAGAUGAUUCCGACGAACAAGAUACAGAAAUUACUGAUGAUGAAACUGACUCAGAAGAUGCUCAAGAACUAAAAAGACGAAUCUUCGAAAUUCUUGAAAUAUUUGCCUUAGCUGAAAUGUCAAGACAAGUUUGA
Chelonus insularis is the source of this 909-nucleotide messenger RNA. RefSeq names its product glutamic acid-rich protein-like. The record is from RefSeq and is a predicted model, not a curated record. The transcript has a single exon. The coding region runs from base 1 to 909 and encodes 302 amino acids. NCBI's taxonomy places the organism in Eukaryota, Metazoa, Arthropoda, Insecta, Hymenoptera, Braconidae.